This is a messenger RNA of Cercocebus atys (sooty mangabey), 623 nucleotides long. It is a transcript of the gene TPRKB, whose product is annotated as TP53RK binding protein. Gene Ontology annotation, biological process: telomere maintenance via recombination; tRNA threonylcarbamoyladenosine modification. Lineage: Eukaryota; Metazoa; Chordata; Mammalia; Primates; Cercopithecidae. Bases 37 to 564 code for a protein of 175 amino acids. The record is from RefSeq and is a predicted model, not a curated record. The transcript has 5 exons. Gene Ontology annotation, cellular component: nucleus; EKC/KEOPS complex; cytosol.
GCGCUGGGGGCCGAAUGAAACCUGCUUAUCUGUGAAAUGCAGUUAACACAUCAGCUGGACCUAUUUCCUGAAUGCAGGGUAAAAAAAAUGUUAUUUAAAGAUGUAAAAAAUGCGAAAAAAAAGAGAAGAAAGGCCAUGGAAGGCACCAAAAAAAAAUCACUGAUAAAUCCUACAGUGAUUGUCGAUCCAUUUCAGAUACUUGUGGCAGCAAACAAAGCAGUUCACCUCUACAAACUGGGAAAAAUGAAGACAAGAACUCUAUCUACUGAAAUUAUUUUCAACCUUUCCCCAAAUAACAAUAUUUCAGAGGCUUUGAAAAAAUUUGGUAUCUCAGCAAAUGACACUUCAAUUCUAAUUGUUUACAUUGAAGAGGGAGAAAAACAAAUAAAUCAAGAAUACCUAAUAUCUCAAGUGGAAGGUCAUCAGGUUUCUCUGAAAAGUCUUCCUGAGAUAACAAAUAUUACGGAAGUCCAAAAGAUAUAUAAACUCUCUUCACAAGAAGAAAGUAUUGGGACAUUAUUGGAUGGUAUCAUUUGUAGAAUGUCAACAAAAGAUGUUUUGUGAAAUAUCAGAAAUAUUAACAAAACUCAGCAUUAAAGAAAACAUUGAUUUUUCUUCCCUGA